AUGUUGAGCAAGGGACGUCUCUACAUCGCAAAGGUCUUCUCCAUCUAUUCACAAGGCAGAGGCAAAUCAGCAGCGCAUGCCUGGCAACAGAGCUCAAUAAGUAUUGGUGCUGUGUCUUAUAUUUCUGCUCAACUAUACGAGCAGUCUUAUUCCUCAACAUUCUGA
Heterobasidion irregulare TC 32-1 is the source of this 165-nucleotide messenger RNA. RefSeq lists its product as uncharacterized. The transcript has 2 exons. Lineage: Eukaryota; Fungi; Basidiomycota; Agaricomycetes; Russulales; Bondarzewiaceae. The record is from RefSeq and is a predicted model, not a curated record. Bases 1 to 165 code for a protein of 54 amino acids.